GCCCUCAAACGUAAUCCAGUUAGAGGCCAGAACGGAUCGCGCGUGCUGCUCCCAGUCAGGUCCAACUCCAACUCGAAGUCCAAGUCCAAAUCCAAAUCAAAAUCCAACUGCCAGAGCAGUGCAGAGCAGAUUAAAUCCCAGAUACGGAAUCGGUUUCGGAAAAUGUCGCUAAUACCGUUCAUACUCGAUCUGGCCGAGGAGCUGCACGACUUUAACCGCAGCCUGGCCAUGGACAUCGAUGACCUGGGCUUCGGUAUGUAUCCGCUGGAGCACCAAGUCCAGGCACAGGCACAGACGCAGACGCACUCCCACCCCUACACCCCACAGCUGAGCCGCCCCGCCCUGCGCCUGGGCCUGGGAUCCAGCCCCACGACAUCUUCUUCGGUUCUGUGGGUGCCCAUCAAAGGGCAACAUGCGGCGUCACCAGCACCGCAGCAUCGCCAUCAUCCCUACAACCGGGUGGCGGGUGCGAAGACCGUCUGCUGCAAUAAGUCGCUGCUGGAGUUGGAAAAGGAGUUGGGGGAGAAGGGUAGUGGAUCAGGUGCUGGCGCAGGAGCUGGAGGAACCACUGCCACUUCUCCAACCACGGCCAGCAAGUCCGCCUAUUCCGUGGUGAACCGCAACGGCUUCCAGGUGAGCAUGAACGUGAAGCAGUUCUCCGCCCGUGAGCUGACGGUGCGCACCAUCGACAAUUGCAUCGUGGUCGAGGGACAGCAUGACGAGAAGGAGGACGGUCACGGGGUCAUCUCGCGCCACUUCAUCCGGAAAUAUAUGCUGCCCAAGGGUUUCGACCCAGCCGAGGUCCACUCGACGCUCUCUUCGGACGGCAUUCUCACCGUCAAGGCGCCACCGCCCCCUCCACCCGCCAACAAGGCGGGUGUGGAGCGGCUCGAACGCAUCGUCGACAUACAGCAGCUUUUGCAGUCGCAGUUGCAGCCGAAGGAUGCGCAGACGCCGAAACCGGUUCCGACAGAGGCACACGCACAGGCAGAGGCAGAGUCGAAGAGUGUCGCCGCCCCAACACCAACAGCAGGAGCAGCAGCAGCAGCAGCCACCCCGGAGAGCAACGGUAAUGGCCAGGCAGAGGCUGUAGCUGCUGCUGCUGACGUUGACGUCGAUGCCGACAUUGCAGUUCCAGCUGAGGCUGCAGCAAAAGCAGUGGAAACUACUUCCACCACUUGCACUUCCACUACAACUUCCAAUUCCAGUGCCAAUAAUGGCGUGAAACUAGAGUCCGAGUCCGAGUCCAUGGAGGUGGCAACUACUGCGGAGGCUUCCACUCCCAAGGAAGAUUCUACUCCCAAUCCGACUGCAGCUGUGGUGAGCAGCUCCGAGGAGGAGGCCAAAACCGAACCCAAUGCCAACGACGUGGCCGUGAGCUCCAACAAUGGAAGCAGCGGCAAUGGCAACGGCAAUUCCGAUGUGGCGCCCGUUGUCGGCGAAGAUGAAGACAUGCCCAUGUCUGCGAAGGCGGUUGGGGAAGAGAAGCAGCAGGAGAAGGAACCGGAGAAGGGCGAGAAGUCUAGCAAGGGGGCUGAGGAGCUAGCUGCCGUCGAUGCCGCCAUACUGCUGGCCAAAAAUCAGCCCGCUGCUGACGGUGGGGAGAACGGUGCAGCCGCAGUUGGUGGGGAGAAUGGAGCCUCUGCCGGAGGGGAGAAUGGAGCUGCUGCUGCGGCAAAAACCGAAGAGGUGGCCGCAAAGUGAAGACUGAAAGAAAAAGAAAAGAGAAACAGAAAAAUAAUAUGUAUGUAUGCGUGAGUUUUAUUCGUAAAUGUUUCCUGUGUUCUCUUUUGGCAUUUCGCUAUAAACAGACAGAGAUAGAAGCUAAGUAGGAAGGCAAACCAAGAGGGAGAUGAUGUCGACUCAAUAACUACGCGAGCGAGAUAGCAGUAUGAUUUCCUAACAAAUAUGUGACAACAACUACAAGUAUUCCAGUAAAACUUAAAGAAACAAAAACCACUUAAUGUACUUACAA
Messenger RNA from Drosophila obscura, 1975 nucleotides. RefSeq names its product heat shock protein 67B1 (gene Hsp67Ba). The coding region runs from base 163 to 1704 and encodes 513 amino acids. The record is from RefSeq and is a predicted model, not a curated record. Gene Ontology annotation, biological process: protein refolding; response to heat. The transcript has a single exon. NCBI's taxonomy places the organism in Eukaryota, Metazoa, Arthropoda, Insecta, Diptera, Drosophilidae. Gene Ontology annotation, molecular function: protein folding chaperone.